AUGUUGAACAUUGAGAUUUCAUCAUCGCUUCUGUUUUGCCUCCUUCCAUUGUUCUUGCUGUUCCUCAUCAGCUUCAUAUUUACUUUCAGAAGCAGCAAGGAGUCCAGCUCUGAGCAGCUCCCCAGAUCAUAUCCAGUAAUCGGCUCAUACCUUUCAGUUUUGGCAAACAAGGACCGCCUCAUUCAAUGGACGUCAGACAUUGUGAGAAGCUCCCCCAACUUGACAUUCACCCUUCGCCGCCCUCUGGGCUAUUGCCAGGUCUACACUGCCAACCCCGCCACCGUCCAACACAUCCUCAAAUCCCAUUUUUCUGUUUAUGAGAAGGGGGACAUCUUCCGCGCAACUCUCUCGGACUUCCUAGGUGAUGGCAUCUUCAAUGCCGAUGGUGAUAAAUGGAAGUUCCAAAGGCAGAUGUCCAGUCACGAAUUCAACACCAAGUCCCUCCGUAAAUAUGUCGAGACCGUGGUAGACACCGAGCUCUCUCAACGCCUCAUUCCCAUCCUCGCCGCGGCAGCUGCUGAUAAAACUGUUCUGGACUUUCAAGACAUACUCCAGAGAUUUGCAUUUGAUAACAUCUGCAAAAUAGCUUUCGGGUAUGAUCCUCAGUAUUUGUUGCCAUCUCUCCCUGUGGCCGAGUUUGCGGUUGCUUUCGAAAACGCAACUCGGAUUAGCAGUGACAGAUUCAGUUCGCCAUUUCCUUUAAUUUGGAAGAUCAAACGGGCGUUGAAUAUUGGAGCAGAGAAGAAACUCAGCUCAGCUGUCCGUCAUGUUCGGGAAUUCGCUCAGGAGAUCGUCAAAGAAAAGAAGCAAGAACUCAAAGAUAAUUCAGAAUUAGAAUCAGGCGAUCUGUUGUCCCGAUUCUUGAGCUCGGGUCACUCGGAUGAAACUUUUGUGACCGAUAUCGUGAUAAGCUUUAUCUUAGCUGGUCGGGACACAACAUCUGCCGCAUUGACAUGGUUUUUCUGGUUAGUCUACAGCCACCCAGAGGUCGAAAAGGGAAUUCUGAGAGAGAUCAGAGAGAAGUCCGAAUCUCCUGUGUACGAUGAAGUGAAAGACAUGACUUACACUCAUGCUUCACUUUGCGAAACCAUGAGACUGUAUCCGCCAGUUCCUUCGGAUACCAAGGAAGCGUCGAAAGAUGAUGUUUUGCCAGAUGGGACGGUGGUGAGGAAGGGUACCAGGGUUACCUACCAUCCCUUCGCAAUGGGGAGAGUGGAGGCCGAGUGGGGGUCGGAUUGGGAAUCCUUCCGGCCCGAGAGGUGGUUGGAGAGGGAUGCACAGUCCCCUGGAAAAUGGAAAUUCGUGGCUAAAGAUUCAUAUCACUAUCCUGUAUUUCAGGCUGGGCCCAGGAUUUGUCUCGGGAAGGAAUUUGCUUUCUUGCAGAUGCAGAGGGUGGUUGCUGGAGUGUUGCGCCAAUUUAGGGUGGUGCCGGCAACGCAGGAAGGAGGAGCUGAGCCUGUGUUCAUCUCGUACCUGACCACCAAGAUGAAGGGCGGUUUCCCUGUGAGGAUUCUGGAGAGGGUAAUUAACUAAUGAAUAAAAAUGUUGGAUCGCCAUAGCUAGCUCCUACUUGAUCGUUGAAUUAAGCAACAAGCAGCAGCAGUGGCAAGUAUGACUUUUGCGGGGUGCUGUCUGGGGAUUUAUUUUUUUUAGUUUGGAUGCAUUUCCAUGUCGGAUGCUGUCUUGUGGAAUAAGUUAUAUAUUUCUGUGCUUGGAUGGAUUUCCAUGGUUCCGAAGUCACUAAAUUCAGUACAAGUUCUUGUCAUCAGGCAAU
Messenger RNA from Coffea eugenioides, 1774 nucleotides. RefSeq names its product cytochrome P450 94A1-like. Gene Ontology annotation, molecular function: monooxygenase activity; iron ion binding; oxidoreductase activity, acting on paired donors, with incorporation or reduction of molecular oxygen. The coding region runs from base 1 to 1533 and encodes 510 amino acids. Lineage: Eukaryota; Viridiplantae; Streptophyta; Magnoliopsida; Gentianales; Rubiaceae. The record is from RefSeq and is a predicted model, not a curated record. The transcript has a single exon.